AUGCGUUUCCGAGCAGAUAUCAAGAACAACAACGUCCUCACAAAGUUGGCGGCUUCACUUGCCUCAUUGGGUCCAGUCGCAUGGGUCAAGUUAAGUAAUGAAGAUGUCCGCUUCACUAUUAUCCCUGAUCAAGGCUCGUCAGCUUGGGCACCUAACCUUGUGCAGGAUCAAAUAUUCGAGACAUACACUAUUCAGUCUGCCGCAGAGAACAACACGAUCAAUCUUGAAGUGCCAUUGCAAAAUCUUCAUCGAGCGCUGAAGUCGGCUCAGAACGCCAGCCAUGCAUCGAUUCGCCUGACGAAGAAGAACAACAUCCCGCUUCUUUCAUUAACAAUCACAACCGCAAUAUUUGCCGGCGCUCCGAAAUCGACGUUCCAGAGUGGUCCUCCGGAGGAGUACGGCUACAAUACAGGCUUCCCACCAAGCGAUGAAUUCGGUAACCAAUUCCCGGCAGACGACGUCGACGAGCCUGUGUAUGAUCGGCCGAAUCGGGAAACCAUCAUCACCCAAGACAUUCCCAUCAAAGUCCUUUCCCCUGCCGUCGUCUCUGGUCUUCAUGAACCACGGUCAAGAGAACCAGAUGUUCAUAUCGUGCUUCCACCCUUACUCCAGCUCAAAUCUAUCUCUGAUCGCUUCACCAAACUCGCUGUCUCGAGCACAAAAACGCCGAAUGGGUCAUCUGGUUUCAGAGGUAGUACAGCAAGGACACCGAAACUAGAGUUGAGCGCAAACAUGCAUGGAUGCUUGAAGUUGAGGUUGAAGACUGAUGCCAUGGAUAUCAGCUCCAGGUGGACUGGCCUUAGUAAUCCAGAACUGGAUCCGACGACUGUGGAAGGUGGUGAAGAGGGUAUCGCGCAACAUCCUAGUACACUCAUGCGGUCACGAGGUGAUCCUGAGGGAAUCAGUGAUGAAGGCUGGGCAGUGGUAAGAUUGGAUGGCAAGGAUUGGGGCAAGGUGUUGGGUAUUGGAAGAGUGGGUGGAAGAGUCAUUGCUUGCUUUUGUAAUGAGCAUGCAUUGAUAUUGUAUGUCUACCUUCCGAAUGAAGAGGUUGAUGUUGCAGAAUCAGUGAUUACAUACUAUAUUAGUUCAUACAGUCAAUAG
This is a messenger RNA of Aureobasidium melanogenum CBS 110374, 1101 nucleotides long. Its product is annotated as Hus1-like protein. The record is from RefSeq and is a predicted model, not a curated record. The coding region runs from base 1 to 1101 and encodes 366 amino acids. Lineage: Eukaryota; Fungi; Ascomycota; Dothideomycetes; Dothideales; Saccotheciaceae. The transcript has 4 exons. Gene Ontology annotation, cellular component: checkpoint clamp complex; site of double-strand break; nucleolus. Gene Ontology annotation, biological process: mitotic DNA replication checkpoint signaling; nucleotide-excision repair; mitotic intra-S DNA damage checkpoint signaling.